Amorphotheca resinae ATCC 22711 is the source of this 846-nucleotide messenger RNA. RefSeq lists its product as hypothetical. The transcript is spliced from 2 exons. Gene Ontology annotation, molecular function: protein binding. The record is from RefSeq and is a predicted model, not a curated record. Bases 1 to 846 code for a protein of 281 amino acids. Lineage: Eukaryota; Fungi; Ascomycota; Leotiomycetes; Helotiales; Amorphothecaceae.
AUGUUCAAGCGUUCAUUCCGAUCGAACGACCGCGUGGAGAAAUCGCAGGCUGUCAAGUUGAAGAAAUCGUAUUAUCGAGAUCCCGCCAAGUUAUCGAAAUUGCAGCGGUCGUUUGAGGCCCCUCCGCAGCACCCUCGCAGCCCGCCAACUGCGAGCGAUGUUGGCUCCCUCACCAGCCCUAUCGUGACCUUUACGAUAGGAAAGGAAGGACGACUGUUUGCGGCGCACGAGGAUGUGCUUGUGCAAUCGCCUUUUUUCGAGGCGGCCUGUAGAAGCCAGCUUCUUGCGCAGAGCAAGAGGAUUGAUCUGCCGGACGAAGAACCGGAGAUCUUCUCAUGCGUCUUGGAGUACCUUUACAAGGGUGACUACUACCCCCGCUUGUUGCACAGCAAGCGCCGCAACUCUUGGGAACUCGAAGACGCAGCAGUAAACUCCCCCAACCCCCAAAACCCUUCCGGUGGUCGCGGAUCCGUCGAAGCAACAAUUUAUAUCUCGGCCGUGGGCGAAUACCUCUUGAAGGACACGGUCAUAUACUGCGCAGCAGAGAAGUACGGCCUGGAAGAGCUCAAGCGCCUUGCCCUCAGAAAGCAAGGUCUGCAAAGCGGUAUCGAGGUUGCAACGAUUCUGCGCUCUGCGCGGUAUGCGUAUGACCACACGCCGGACUCAGAUUCGCGGCUCCGCGCUCAUUAUCUGGCGCUGAUCAUUAGAUGUCGUAAGACAUUUAAGCGGAGCGGAACCAUGCAGUUAGAGAUGGAGAGUGGGGGCAAACUUUUCUUUGAUCUCUUUGUCGCGCUGUGUAACCAUGUUGAUGACAUUGUGGAAAUGGGGUACGUCCAUCACCAGUGA